Messenger RNA from Aspergillus eucalypticola CBS 122712, 1488 nucleotides. Its product is annotated as N(6)-L-threonylcarbamoyladenine synthase family protein. NCBI's taxonomy places the organism in Eukaryota, Fungi, Ascomycota, Eurotiomycetes, Eurotiales, Aspergillaceae. Gene Ontology annotation, biological process: mitochondrial tRNA threonylcarbamoyladenosine modification. The transcript is spliced from 2 exons. The record is from RefSeq and is a predicted model, not a curated record. Gene Ontology annotation, cellular component: mitochondrion. Bases 23 to 1426 code for a protein of 467 amino acids.
CUCGCUUCUCAAAUCAUUUCCAAUGUUGAGCAGAGUUUCCACCUCAUCAUUACGCAAAGGCUUGUGUACUGCUCCGAGGUGGAGUCUUCUACCUCAAAGCCGCCGCGGGCUGCUCACACUUGCGAUCGAAACGUCCUGCGACGACACAUCGGUAGCCAUCGUCGAGAAGGAAUCCAAUGCCGUCCAAAUCCACUUCCUCGACAAGGUGACCUGCGACACCAGCGCAUACCAGGGCAUCCACCCGGUCGUGGCUCUCGAAUCCCAUCAAGAGAACAUCGCAAGUCUCGUCCAUAAAGCACUCGCCCAUCUACCCGUCGCGAAGCACGAAAAGCACCAAACGAUAAAUGUCUCAAGUGAUUCGCAAUUGCGCAGGAAACCCGACUUCGUAUGCGCCACUAGGGGACCGGGGUUCCGCUCGAACCUCUUCGUCGGGCUAGAUACAGGAAAGGCGCUGUCCGUCGCAUGGCAGGUGCCGUUCGUCGGAGUCCAUCAUAUGCAGGCUCAUCUGUUGACUCCUCGUCUUGUAUCGUGCAUGAACCGUGGCCAGGCCCAAGAUAACAGCCAGGAUGUCGCGGCGUCGCAGCAACCCAUCACCCCCGAGUUUCCCUUCCUCUCUAUCCUCGCCUCCGGCGGCCAUACAAUGCUAGUCAAAUCCUCCUCCAUAACCGAUCACGAAAUCAUGGCAUCAACAGUGGACCGAGCCCUCGGAGAGGCUCUAGAUAAAGCCUCCCGCGAAAUUAUCCCUCCCUACCUCCUCCAGACGUCAAAGAGCACCAUGUACGGGAAAUUGUUAGAACAGUUCGCCUUCCCGAACGGCAAAGCCGACUACGCCGACUACCAAGCUCCCAAAUCCCGCCACGACGAACUUCUCCCGCGAGAAAAUCCGUGGGACUGGUCUUUCGUAGAGCCGUGGGCUCACAGCCGUCAACUGCAAUAUAGCUUCUGCUUCAUAGGCAGCACGCUAGCGAGGAUAUUCUCCGCUCGCGAGGCAGCCGGUCAGACGAUCACUCAUGAGGAGCGGAUAGCUCUGGCUAGGGAGGCAAUGCGGACUAGCUUUGAGCAUCUGGCGUCGCGCACUAUCAUGGCGUUAGAAAGUCUUGCUAAACAAGGGCCGGAGAAGGAGGUCAAGACUCUUGUUGUUAGUGGUGGCGUUGCGGCGAACCAGUACCUUAUGACUGUGUUGCGCUCGUGGCUGGAUGCCCGCGGGUUCGGGCACGUUGGGCUGGUUGCUCCCCCGCCGUACUUGUGUACGGAUAAUGCUGCUAUGAUUGCUUGGGCGGGUAUGGAGAUGUUUGAGGCGGGUUGGCGCACGAAUCUUACCUCUCGGGCUAUUAGGAAGUGGUCGCUGGAUCCGCGAGAGGAGGGAGAUGGUGGUGUCCUUGGGCCUUUUGGGUGGGAGAGAGCUGAGGAUCAUUUUGUACAAUAGGUAGAUUUUGGGGAUGAUGUUCUUACCACUUCACUCUUCUUCGAGUGUCUAUUUUUAUGAGC